AUGUCCAUGUUCAAAGGGAUGCUCAUAAAAUCCUCGGAGCGAAGCUCCAAGGGGAAGAACCCCAAUGUGGGUAAGGGGAGCUCUUCGCAAGAGGCACAAUUGAUGAGGGGAAGUAGCACUCUGAGUUCGAAGAAAGAGGACGCGUACCUGGACUUGGAGGACCUGGCGCCGAGCUACUGCAGUAGUGUGGCUGCUACUGAUAAAGGCGGGAACCAUGUCCAUGGGGACGAAGCGGUUACAUUACCCCUGCACGGGGAUAAGGAGGAAGAUGGGAGUUUCGAUCGUUCAAGUAGUUUAUACAAAAUUGCACAAAGUGGAAAUACCUCUUGGUGUGGUAGUUACGGACGAGACAGUAAUAACAACGAGUUAGUGAACGAGGCGAAACGUAGCAGUUUUAGCCACCCGAACUGGAGUUAUUCCCGAAAUGAAUACUCAAAUGAACCAUAUGAAGGGUAUCUGGAAUGCGGAGAAAGGGAAAGAACAAAGCGGAGCGACGGUGCCAUUUCCCCAGAUGAGGAAAAGCGUCACAUAGAAGAUCUCCCGGAGGAGAGAUUAAACCUGUUGCAUGACCUCCUAACUAUUCUUAGUGGUUUUUUCAUGCCGAACACAAAGCAAUGGAAUAAGAACAAGAUGAAAAAAAUUUUGGACCAACUGGCCCAAAAUAAAAUCCACGAAAAUGUACUCAUCAUUAUGUAUUACUUUACAUACGAGGCAUAUGCACACAGAGUCCUCCUAAACCUGAAGGAAGAAUACAACUGUGAUUUUCUCAUUCACAAAUUUUUGGGGAAGGUAGAUAAGAUAAGGAAAAAAAGAAAUAAAUGUAAAGAGGAGGAAAAAGUGCUCAUCAUAAAUGAAAAGCUAGACACAGCAGACGAAAUGCAAAAACAAAUAUCCACCUACAAUUUGGAGUUAGCAAGUAUAGAAAAUUACAUUACCGAUUUAUUUAGAAAAAAAAAACAAGUAAAUUGUUGUAACCUUCUCAUGAAGAAGUACGUAAAAAAUGUUCUGCGCUUGAUUAUUCGUAAUAUAUGCACAAAUAAAAAAGAAGAAAAAAAAAAAAAAAAAAAAUUUUUUGAAGAAAAAAGAAAUGAACUAUCCAUGUGGAAGAAGAAGAUCACACAAAAGGAGGAGGACAUAAAAGCUGAGGAGGAAAACAUAAAAGAGAAAACAAAAACUGUAGAGGAAUCCAAAGAAGAACUAAACAAAGCUGUGCAAGUUCUAUCCUCCACGUAUGAAAAUCAAUUACAAAAAAUUGACGAAGAAAUUGACUCCCUUGAUCAAAACAUAAAAGAACUUGAAGAAAUUAUUAUCAUUAAAAAAUCGCAAAAGGAAGACGCCAUAAGGAGCAAGAGAAAAUUGGAGAAAGAGAGAGAAAUGGAGAUGAAGACCCUUCUGCAAAAGCAGUCAGAUUUAAAUACCUCCAUGAAUUUUAUAAAAAACACCACCUCCCUCAUGGAGGAGAAAAAAAAAUUUGUCGCGGAUGAAAAGGAAAAAACAAAAAAAGUUAUAGCUCAUUUGAAAGAAGUCUACCAAAGCUCUUGUCAAAAGAAGGCUAAAACGAACCGCUUACUUUCCGAUUUAAAAAAUGUCGUUCGAAAAUUGUACAACUCGGAUGAGGAGUGCACCCAAGUGUGUGAAGGUAAUUCAAGGGGGAAAUCCUCCGUAGAAAUUUCUUACGAAAAAACGGACGAAAAGGGCACUUCCCUUGCGCCCGACGAAAAUACACACACCACUAAUGCUACAGAGACGAAAGCACAGGAACAGGUCCGCCAGCAUAUGGAUGCCUCCAAUUUGCUGAAAAAAAUAUACCUGUUAAAAAAAUAUAUUUUUGAGGUAGAAAAAAAUAUGAACAACAUUAAGGGAAAAAAAAAAAAACUCACCAUCGACAUCAGCCAAUUUAACUGCGAAAUGGACAACAUAAAUAUUAAGAAGGAAAAUCUGAAGAACAAAAAAAAAAUACUUCUGAAAAAUAAAAUGUUGAAUGAAAUUAAAAACACAAUUAACGAGUUGGAGAAAUUGGAUCAGACGGAAGACGUCAUUUUGAAACAGCUGGAGGAGGCGAAGGCGGACUUGAGCCUCUUAAGGAAGGACCACCUUCGGAUGAAGGAACAGAAAGAAAAAUUAAAGCGGAGAUUAUUUUUCCAAGAAAGGAAGUUGGUCAAGCAGGAAAUACGCCAUGUUCGGGGAUGCCUUAAUCGUGACGAGGAGACAGAAGAUAUGGUAACUCCCCCAGCUGAGGUCAUGGCAAGUGUGCCGGUAGGCAUGGUCGACUGUGAGGUGGGGAAUGUGCCUAAUGGUCAGAUGGGCGACACGGUUAAUGGUCAGAUGGGUGACACGGUUAAUGUUCAGAUGGGUGACAUGGCUAAUGUUCAGAUGGGCGACACGGUUAAUGGUCAGAUGGGCGACACGGUUAAUGGUGAAACGGGCGAUGUGUCUAACGGUGAGAUGGGCCAACCCGACCAGGAGGAAGCGUUCCCAUUUUCUGACGAAUCGGAGCAGUCAGAGGGGGGCGAAUCAUGUGCGGCCUUCAGCCAGAUGCUGAAUGAGUUGGAGAGGAUAAGCACGCACGGCGAAGAUGAGGAAGAGGAGGACCAGAAUAUAUGGAGCGACCAAGGGGGGAGGAGUGCCCAAGAGGAUGAAGACACCUCGCAGAGUGAUGAGGAAAAGGGGGACCAAGGAGAAGACGGCGAAAAUGGCCGAACGGAUGGAGGGGAGACUCCCCUCCCUAGUGAUGAAGAGAAAAGUGGUCCAUCGGAGGAUAACUCCGACAGUGGUGACUAUGGUGACGGGGUGGAAAUCGUUGCAAAUGUUGUGCCCAAUGAAAAGGAAGAAAAGAAAAUAAAUUCCUUCCCACGCAUUAGUACAAAGAAUAGACAUCCUCUGAACCGACUGGAAAAGUUAAAAAUGGAGGAGAGUCGCAUCUUCGAAAGGAUGAUAGACAAGUACAAAAGCAUGUGUAAUUUAAAUGAAAGUGUAGAUCACCGUUUGUUGGAAAAAGAACUUCGACAAAUUUAUAGAGACAUAACGAGGGAGGGAAUCAUUUUUAGAAACAAAAAAUUACUCACCUUGAGGAACAGGAGAAAUGUCCUAAAGAGGUACUACCACUAUGUGUCGGACAAUAGUGAGGAAGAGGAUCUGAAUGGAUAA
Molecule: messenger RNA, 3147 nt
Organism: Plasmodium knowlesi strain H
Lineage: Eukaryota; Apicomplexa; Aconoidasida; Haemosporida; Plasmodiidae
Product: conserved Plasmodium protein, unknown function
Exons: 1
Coding region: 1-3147 (1048 amino acids)
Source: RefSeq, a predicted model, not a curated record